Molecule: messenger RNA, 4156 nt
Organism: Phyllostomus discolor (pale spear-nosed bat)
Lineage: Eukaryota; Metazoa; Chordata; Mammalia; Chiroptera; Phyllostomidae
Gene: PDE10A
Product: phosphodiesterase 10A
Biological process (GO): signal transduction; negative regulation of receptor guanylyl cyclase signaling pathway
Molecular function (GO): 3',5'-cGMP-stimulated cyclic-nucleotide phosphodiesterase activity; protein binding
Source: RefSeq, a predicted model, not a curated record
GCUGACCGGCAGAGGAGGGCAGGUCCUGCGGGGGCGGAGCCCGCUGAGGUCGGGCGGAGGAGGAAGGCCAUGGCCAGCCCCGAAGAGCCGCUCGCUCCCCGCCCCCAAGCCCCCCUGCCCGAAGCCGGGGACCAGCCCCACUCCGGCCACGGCAAACUCCGCCCGGAGCCCCGGCGCAGCGCGGCCGGCGGGGGGAGCGCGGCGGGCCCGGGCCCAGCCCCCGAGCGGCCUGCCCGCGGCCGGGCCGAGCGCGCCGCGCCCUCGCGCCCGCCCCCCUCCUGCGCAGGCCGCGCCAGCCCGGCGGGGGGCCCCGGCGCCCAGACUGCGCGCGGCGGCAGCGGCGGCGGCGGCUGGGUCCCGGCCCGCGCUCUCUUCGCGCUCGCCUUCUCCUCCUCUGUCCCCUCCCCCUCUCCAUCUUCCUUUUACUUCUGGUCGCCGCCCCCACUGCCCCCUCCUUCCCUGGUCCCCUCCUCAUCUGCCUCCCACCUCCCCGUGCGGCUCCCAGGAAGGCAGGGCGCAGCGGCGGCAGCAGCUCGAGGCGGCGGCGGCGAUGCUGGCGGCAGCGGCGGAGGACAAGAGGCGGCUCCCGUGAGCGUCCCCCCCAGCACGAGUCCCCGCGGCGGCGGUGGCAGCGCCGGCGGGCGGCGGCGGCUCUUUCUCUCCCCUGCGCUCCUGGGUUGGCUGCUCCCAGCCCGCGCCGGGCCCCGGCCGCCGCCGCCGCCGCCCCGGCUGCCUCUGUGCCCAGCUGCCCGCCGCGCGGGCUCCUCCGGCUCUCCGGGCGCCGGCGUGGACGGUCCCGGCCCCGGUCUCGGCCCCAGCGCAGGAGGCGGCCGGACUUCGCGGCGGCCCGGAGGCGCCGGCUUCGCCCUAGCGGCUGCGGCCCGGCUGCUGUUCGGCUCCGACAUGGAAGAUGGACCUUCUACUAACACGAGCUGCUUCCGAAGGUUGACGGAGUGUUUCCUGAGCCCCAGUUUGACAGAUGAAAAAGUGAAGGCAUAUCUCUCUCUUCACCCCCAGGUAUUAGAUGAAUUUGUUUCUGAGAGUGUUAGUGCGGAGACGGUAGAAAAAUGGCUGAAGAGGAAGAACAACAAGCCCGAAGACGAGACGGCGCCUAAGGAAGUCAGCAGGUACCAAGAUACGAAUAUGCAGGGCGUCGUGUACGAGCUGAACAGCUACAUCGAGCAGCGGCUGGACACGGGCGGGGACAACCAGCUGCUGCUGUACGAGCUCAGCAGCGUCAUCAAGAUAGCCACCAAAGCUGAUGGAUUCACACUGUAUUUCCUUGGCGAGUGCAAUAAUAGCCUGUGCGUGUUCACGCCGCCCGGGAUCAAGGAGGGUCGGCCCCGGCUCGUCCCGGCGGGGCCCAUCGCCCAGGGCACCACCACCUCCGCCUACGUGGCCAAGUCCCGGAAAACGCUGCUCGUGGAGGACAUCCUCGGGGACGAGCGCUUCCCCAGAGGCACGGGGCUGGAGUCGGGGACGCGGAUCCAGUCGGUCCUCUGCCUGCCCAUCGUCACGGCCAUCGGCGACCUCGUCGGCAUCCUGGAGCUGCACCGGCACUGGGGCAAGGAGGCCUUCUGCCUGAGCCACCAGGAGGUCGCAACGGCCAACCUCGCCUGGGCUUCCGUGGCCAUCCACCAGGUGCAGGUGUGCAGGGGGCUGGCCAAGCAGACGGAGCUCAACGACUUCCUGCUGGACGUCUCCAAGACGUACUUCGAUAACAUCGUCGCGAUAGACUCUCUACUUGAACACAUCAUGAUAUAUGCAAAAAACCUGGUGAAUGCAGACCGCUGUGCACUUUUCCAGGUGGACCAUAAGAACAAGGAGCUGUACUCGGACCUCUUUGAUAUUGGGGAGGAGAAGGAAGGAAAGCCCGUGUUCAAGAAGACCAAAGAGAUCAGGUUCUCCAUCGAGAAGGGCAUCGCUGGGCAGGUGGCGAGGACGGGGGAAGUGCUGAACAUCCCGGACGCCUACGCGGACCCGCGCUUCAACAGAGAGGUGGACCUGUACACGGGCUACACCACUCGCAACAUCCUGUGCAUGCCCAUCGUGAGCCGCGGCAGCGUGAUCGGCGUGGUGCAGAUGGUGAACAAGGUCAGCGGCAGUGCCUUCUCCAAAACGGACGAGAACAACUUCAAGAUGUUUGCCGUCUUCUGCGCUCUGGCCUUACACUGUGCCAACAUGUACCACCGGAUCCGGCACUCGGAGUGCAUCUACCGGGUCACCAUGGAGAAGCUGUCCUACCACAGCAUCUGCACCUCGGAGGAGUGGCAGGGCCUCAUGCGCUUCUCGCUGCCUGGACGGCUCUGCAAGGAGAUCGAGCUGUUCCACUUCGACAUCGGUCCCUUUGAAAACAUGUGGCCCGGCAUCUUUGUCUACAUGAUCCACCGCUCCUGUGGGACAUCCUGCUUCGAGCUGGAAAAGCUGUGUCGCUUCAUCAUGUCCGUGAAGAAGAACUACCGGCGCGUCCCGUACCACAACUGGAAGCACGCGGUGACCGUGGCGCACUGCAUGUACGCCAUCCUCCAGAACAACGGCGGGCUCUUCACCGACCUGGAGCGCAAAGGGCUGCUGAUCGCGUGCCUGUGCCACGACCUGGACCACAGGGGCUUCAGCAACAGCUACCUGCAGAAGUUCGACCACCCGCUGGCCGCCCUCUACUCCACGUCCACCAUGGAGCAGCACCACUUCUCCCAGACGGUGUCCAUCCUGCAGCUGGAAGGGCACAACAUCUUCUCCACGCUGAGCUCCAGUGAGUACGAGCAGGUGCUGGAGAUCAUCCGCAAAGCCAUCAUCGCCACCGACCUGGCGCUCUACUUCGGGAACCGGAAGCAGCUGGAGGAGAUGUACCAGACCGGGUCGCUGAACCUGAACAACCAGGCCCACAGGGACCGUGUCAUCGGCUUGAUGAUGACCGCCUGCGACCUUUGUUCUGUGACCAAGCUGUGGCCAGUUACAAAGUUGACGGCAAACGACAUAUACGCGGAGUUCUGGGCUGAGGGCGACGAGAUGAAGAAGCUGGGGAUCCAGCCCAUCCCUAUGAUGGACAGGGACAAGAGGAACGAGGUCCCCCAGGGCCAGCUCGGCUUCUACAACGCGGUGGCCAUCCCCUGCUACACCACCCUCAUGCGGAUCUUCCCGCCCACGGAGCCCCUGCUGCGAGCCUGCAGGGACAACCUCAGCCAGUGGGAGAAGGUGAUCCGCGGGGAGGAGAGCGCGGUGUGGGUGACCUCCCAGCCGGCGGCCCCCGGCCCCUCGGAGACGCUGCCCGUCCAGACCGACGACUGAUGCCCGAGCCGCGCUGCCUGCAGAUGCUCGUCCCGCUGCUUUGACUUUUCUGACUUUUAUUUUUGUGGGGGAACCUACACCCGGAAACGGGGAUGCCAGCCUCGCCCAGAAGGUCACGCCGAGGAGACCCGCCCCGCAGACGACUCCCCGAAAGAACGUCUCGUCGGUGUCGCAUCCCAGACGGUGGCCAGGCAGGACCCCCGGGGGCCGGGAAGCUGCAUCCGGGGGGCUGCGCCAGCCUCACAAGCCGGCCCUUUCCAGCGGGCUGACACUGCCCGGGCCUCGGGGGGGCGGCCGGACAGAAGGAAGGCGGCCCGGGGUCCUGCCCACUGCGUCUCUCUAGGGAGGGUGUAAAAUGGUACUAUGACGACGCUGUGCUUUGGCUUCAGCACCGGUGUUGCUUCGAUGUUGUCGGUUAUAAAUAGGGGUUUCUACACAUCACUGUCGUGGACGAGCCUGUGUGGUCUGCUUGUGCGUGGCGUGAGUGGCAGCAGGUGGCCGGCCUCGGGAUGGGCGUUGACGCGGCUGCGGCCCGGGAGGCUCUUUCUGCAGCCUGCGGUGGGGGCCGGGCUCCUGCUCCCGAGCCGGGCAGACCAGACGUCUGCCCCGGGCCCUCCGUGUGUACGCAGGGGCUCAGGUGGACGGGAGAAACCCCGGGGGCGGGCCGCAGGCUUCCCGGCUUGCGCACGCUGGUCGCCUGCAGAAGUCCCGGUGUCGGUUCACAGGAUGUCAGAGAAUAUUUUUAAAAAAAUCUUUCCUUGCAGUCUUGGCGCAUUCACUAGUCAUUUUGCAUAAAGAACAAAAUUAAAGCAAGGCAUAUGAUUUUUUUUUAACGGACAAGUCUUACAGAUAAAAACGAUGUGAAUUU